Danaus chrysippus (African queen) is the source of this 1884-nucleotide messenger RNA. Lineage: Eukaryota; Metazoa; Arthropoda; Insecta; Lepidoptera; Nymphalidae. The record is from the annotation of a GenBank genome assembly.
AUGGACGAGUUAGAAAAACUAAGUUGUAAGGAAGAAAUAUGCGACGUGAGUGAUAUGGAACAUUCGGCAACCGACGAUCACAAGGUAACGGAAGGGAAAAUAAAGAAGAGGCGAAGAAGGCGAAGGGAGAUUGAUUUAAUUUCUGAAGACGAUGAAACAGAAGAUGAUGAUAUACCCAAGAAAAUGUACCGCCGGAUCAGCCCGGGCCCGGGACCCAUAUCGCCCGCAUCCCACAGAGAACCGCGCACUUGUGUUUUAAAAGCUAGCCAGAAGCGGAAACCUCUAUCGCGGCUCCUAGAACAACUACUUCGGAAUCUUGAGAAGCGUGAUCCAAACCAAUUCUUCGCCUGGCCAGUGAAUGACAACUUUGCCCCCGGCUACUCCACCAUCAUCAAGAAGCCCAUGGACUUCUCAACAAUGAAACAGAAGAUUGAUGAUAAUGAAUAUAAAUCAUUGAAUUGUUUUAUAAGUGAUUUCAAGCUGAUGUGUAACAAUGCAAUGAAAUACAAUAAACCAGGAACGGUAUACCACAAGGCGGCAAAAAGAUUGUUGCACGCCGGCCUCAAACAACUGACUCCACAGAAACUGAGGCCGCUGGGGGACAUCCUCACCUACAUGUACGAGAUACCUCUUAGAGAACUCGGCUUUGACAUCGGCAAAAUGGAUGUGCAUAAGGUGCUGAAGAGGAGCAGUCCCGUGAAGAGCGGCGGAGAGGAGGAGGCCGCCUCGGACGGGGGGGAGACGGGCGACGGAGGGGGGGACGGGGUCAAGAUACAGAUGGAGGCCGCCAGGGAGCAGCACCGGCGGAGGCUGGCCAAGAAAGCCUUCCCCCGUAUGGACGCAGAAGGAAAGACCACGCUGAAGCUGGUCACUCACACCGUGGACGGCAGCGGAGAGGACAAGCCGCUCACAUUGGGACAGUACAUCGGGAAACUGACCCAGGGCACGGGCUCCUUACACAUCCCUCGCGAGGAUCGUCGCAACAUCGCCAAGUGCGUGAGGCCGCUCCACUACGGUCCAUUCAGCUCGUACGCUCCCUCGUACGACGGAACCUUCGCCACGCUCUCCAAGGAAGAGUCACACCUCGUGCUGCACACGCUGCCGUACGAGACGGGUCAAGGUAACGAGGAGAUGCUCCGCUUCGCGCCCGACUCUCCCUGGCAGCACAUCUACGACAUGGAGCUGCUGUUCCCCGACAAGAAGAACCGCCCGGAGACACCUCCGCCCAAAGACGAGAGUCAGGAGUUGUCAAAGGUGAAGAUCGACAUCGAGGAGCUGCGGUCGCUGGCCUCGCUCGGCAUCGACGUGGACUUCCUCAACGACCUGGAGCACGCCACCAAGGACUACGGCCUGGGGCCCGCGCUCAAACAUACCUACGGCCUGCUCGCCGCGCUCGAGAAGGAGCAGAGGGAACGUUUAUCAGCGUCGUCUCCGUGGCACCUGUCGCUGGUGUGCGGCGCGGGCCCGGCGGAGCGCGAGGCGGCGCGGGCGGCGGCCGGCUGGCUGAGAGCUAUGGUGGCCAGGGUCCCGCCCAAGGAAGUCGCCACACACGCCGCGCUCAGGAACGCUAUGGGCGUCACACUCGAACAUCUAGACACUCCUCUAGCCGUGGAUGACUUCGAGGAGCUGCACGAGGCGAGGGACGCGUCUGACAGAGACUCACGGUCCAGCAGGGACAAAACGGUAUUUGAUAAGUCACUUGAAUUUAACGAGUGUUACCGCCUCCACGGAUUUGAUUGUAAAUCAGCAUUCAGCAAUAAUGAACAAUGGCCCGGGGACCUGUCGGUGAUCCUUCCCACCCUCGGAGAUGGCCAGGACCCUCGCUCACACGGGAACAAGAGAACUACACUAGGAUACUCAGAUACAAACAACAAUGAACUUUAA